This is a messenger RNA of Spodoptera frugiperda (fall armyworm), 1286 nucleotides long. RefSeq names its product odorant receptor 2a-like. The record is from RefSeq and is a predicted model, not a curated record. Lineage: Eukaryota; Metazoa; Arthropoda; Insecta; Lepidoptera; Noctuidae. Gene Ontology annotation, cellular component: plasma membrane. The coding region runs from base 23 to 1213 and encodes 396 amino acids. Gene Ontology annotation, biological process: detection of chemical stimulus involved in sensory perception of smell; sensory perception of smell. Gene Ontology annotation, molecular function: odorant binding; olfactory receptor activity. The transcript has 5 exons.
UUCGUUCAUUCACAGACUAGUAAUGGAAUUCCAUCAAAUAGACUGUUUUAACAUCAACAUGAGGUUUUUCAAAUUUCUCGGUGUUUGGCCGGGUAACAAUCCGUGGCGCUUUUACAACUACUAUAGUAAAGCAUUCAUUAUGGCCUUUGUUAUUAUUUUCAUUUUACUGUUUUCCAUCAACUUUUAUUUCCUACCUAGACAAUUGGAUAUUUUUAUAGAAGAAACAAUCAUUUACUUCACUGACCUAGCAGUGACGUCUAAAGUUCUUACCUUUGUAUUUAUGAAUGAAGAAAUAACUGAGAUUUUAGACAUACUUGAAUGUGACUUGUUUCAACCCGAAGAUGAUGAAGGAAUGAUUAUUCUGGAAAAAGCUAAGAAGUUUAACAAGACUUAUUGUAAGAUUAUUAUGACUGUUUCGUAUUUAUCUAGUACGUUACAUAUUCUGUCUCCGUUGAUCAACCAUCUUGUUUUUGGCGUAGAGUUAUUGCUGCCGAUCUGUCGUUACGCUUUCAUUUCUGAUGAGUACAGAUUGAUGUUCAUUUAUCCUAUUUAUCUGUAUCAGAGUGUAUCCAUACAUUUCCAUGUGUUGUACAAUGUGAAUGUAGAUAUAUUCUUCUUUGGUCUGAUGGUGCUAGCAAUAGCACAGUUAGAUAUACUUGAUAAAAAGUUGAGGAAAGUCACAGAAGAAAAAAAGAAUGAAGAUACUGAUGGAGAGGUAUCAAGGACACCGAUAGACGAAAAUAAGAAAGACGUCAUGAAAAUAAAUCAAUGUAUCAUACAUUUCAUUAAAGUAUGCAGGUUUUGUGAGCUGAUCGAAGAAGUAUUCAGUGCGACAUUAUUUGUACAAUACAGUGCAGCGUCUUGUAUUAUAUGCGUUUGUCUGUCCAGAUUUACAAUGCCUGCAGAAAUGGGUUAUAUCGUAUUUUUGGCUUCCUACAUGUCCUUGAUGAUUCUACAGAUGAUGGCUCCUUGUUGGCUUGGUACUCGUCUUAUGGAUAAGAGCCAACUUCUCGCAUUUUCGGUCUACAAUUGCGACUGGAUAUCACGAUCGCGUCAGUUCAAGAGCAACAUGCGUUUCUUUGUAGACAGGGCUAACAAACCUCUCUCUAUUACUGGCGGCAAAAUGUUCAAGUUAUCAUUGGAUACGUUUACUUCUAUUAUGAACUCGGCUUAUUCAUUCUUCACUCUUCUCCAGCACUUUCAAAAAGAGUAAAAUUGUUUUUUUUUUGUAAUAGAAAAGCUUUGGAAUACUUUUAAGCUACCAUACUCUCCUCUAGUAAUAAGUU